AACACCGCACGACGAUGGCGGAUAAGGACUACUACAGGCUACUGGGCGUCAGCAAAAACGCCACCGAGGAGGACAUCAAGAAGGCCUACCGUCGACUGGCGUUGCGCUACCACCCGGACAAGAAUCGAGCGCCGGGCGCGUCGGAGAGGUUCAAGGAGAUCACCCAGGCCUAUACGGUGCUGCGCGACAAGAAGACGCGCGAAGAGUACGACCGGAGCGUCGAGGAAGGCGGGAAAGCGAGAUUCGGCGGCCAUCGCGUACACACCCGGCAGUGGGCCGACCCGUUCAACAUCGGCUCGUGCGGACGACCCAAGCCCACGUCCGCGGGGCCCUUCUCGUUCGGCGGAGACCCGUUCCACAACUUUCAUUUCGACACUGCGGCCAAGGUAAGCAUCUGUCGGACAUAG
This is a messenger RNA of Rhipicephalus sanguineus (brown dog tick), 407 nucleotides long. Its product is annotated as dnaJ homolog subfamily B member 4-like. Gene Ontology annotation, molecular function: Hsp70 protein binding. Bases 15 to 407 code for a protein of 130 amino acids. NCBI's taxonomy places the organism in Eukaryota, Metazoa, Arthropoda, Arachnida, Ixodida, Ixodidae. Gene Ontology annotation, cellular component: endoplasmic reticulum membrane. Gene Ontology annotation, biological process: cellular response to misfolded protein. The transcript has a single exon. The record is from RefSeq and is a predicted model, not a curated record.